This is a messenger RNA of Rhincodon typus (whale shark), 2137 nucleotides long. Its product is annotated as spliceosome associated factor 1, recruiter of U4/U6.U5 tri-snRNP. NCBI's taxonomy places the organism in Eukaryota, Metazoa, Chordata, Chondrichthyes, Orectolobiformes, Rhincodontidae. Gene Ontology annotation, biological process: mRNA cis splicing, via spliceosome; maturation of 5S rRNA. Gene Ontology annotation, cellular component: U4/U6 x U5 tri-snRNP complex. The transcript has 17 exons. The coding region runs from base 51 to 1970 and encodes 639 amino acids. The record is from RefSeq and is a predicted model, not a curated record.
CCGGAACGAAUGAGGACCCAGUUGUGGUCCCAGCCGUUAACCCCAUCGCCAUGAAGCAGCAGGAAGACAUUCGGGUGAAGCUUGCUGCCCUGAAGGAGAAACGCCUCCUGAAUCAGAAGCUAGGGAAAGUGAAGUCUCUCGGCGACGAUGACGCUUGGCUUGACGAUGCCAUGGCUUGGGUGGAGAAGAGCAGGAAACUGCAGAGGGAGAAGGAGAUGGCCGAGAAGAGGGCGAAGCUGCUUGAAGAAAUGGAUGAAGAGUUUGGCGUCAGUGACCUCGUCGAGGAGGAACUGCAGACCAAGAAACAGUCCGCCUACACGUCCCGGGACCUGAAAGGACUGACCGUCCAGCAUGAUAUAGAAGCCUUCACGGAAGGAGAGUCGGUCGUGCUGACCCUGAAGGACAAAGGAGUCCUGGACGAGGAGGAUGACGUCCUGGUCAACGUCAACAUCCUGGAUAAAGAGCGAGCUGACAAGAACGUGGAGCACAAGAAGAAGAAGCCCGACUACAAGCCCUACGAGGAGGAGGAGAGCGUCGACGACAUGGCAGUGUUUAAAGGAAAGUCCAUCCUGUCGAAGUAUGACGAGGAGAUCGACGGGGAGAAGAAGAAAUCCUUUAAGCUGGAGGCUGGGGGGACCGCCGACGGAUCAUGGGAGCGGGAACUGCAGCAGAUCCGCGAGACCCUACGCAACCAGGCGCAAACCCUCGACAUGCCGCAGCUGAAGUUGGCUUCAGAAUUCUACACCGAGGAGGAGAUGGUUACGUUCAAGAAAACCAAAAGGAGAGUGAAGAAAAUUCGGAAGAAGGAAAUGAUGCUGAAAGCCGACGACCUCCUUGCCCAGGGGCACGAGAGCACAGUUGCCGAUUACGGGUCCAGGGAACGUGGCCGAGGCUGGAAAUUCAACAGCGAGGCAGAGGCAGAGGCAGAAGGCGACACAGAGCAAGCAGAGGCGGCGGCAGCCCCAGAGGUACAAUCCGUGUCUGACGACAUGCGUGUGGAAAACAUGGAUAUCAGUGACGAUGAAGCCCGAGCCCCUGACACCCCAGUGGCCAUCGAGGAGGACGAGGCUGAGAUGGAGCUACAGAAACAGCUGGAGAAACAACGGCGGCUGCGACAAAUGCACAAGCAGGCAUCCGAUAAGGUUGUUGACAUCGCAAAGAAGCUGAAAUCCGAACGGAAGGACGAGGACGCGGAUGAGUUGGAAAGAAAGGGGCUGAUAGUCUUCAACGCCACGUCGGAAUUCUGCCGGACCCUCGGAGAAAUCCCAACCUACGGGCUGGCUGGCAACCGGGAGGAACAGGAGGAGCUACUGGAUUUUGAAGUGGAGAAUAAGGAGUUGUCGGAUGACGAGAUAGAGAUGGACCGAGACGAAACAGUGGGCUGGAGUACGGUGAAUUUGGACGAGGAGAAGAAGCAGCCGGAGUUCUUAGCCACGUCCACCACGAUCCUGGAUGAGGAGCCCAUUGUGAACUGCGGGCUAGCAGCUGCUCUGCAUCUCUGCAGGAACAAAGGUCUCCUCGACACCACAAUGCAGAAAGUCGCCCGAGUCCGUUCCUCAGUGAAGACUCUCCCAUCAACAGUUUAUGCCAUCGAGGACAAGAUGUUGAUAGAUGACAAGUAUAGUCGGAGAGAGGAAUAUCGCGGCUUCACGCAGGAGUUUAAGGAGAAGGAAGCUUACCGGCCUGAUGUGAAGAUAGAUUACGUGGAUGAAUCUGGAAGGAGACUGACCCCGAAAGAGGCGUUCAGACAAUUGUCCCACCGGUUCCACGGAAAAGGGUCGGGCAAAAUGAAGACAGAAAAACGCAUGAAGAAACUGGAAGAGGAGCAUCUGCUGAGAAAAAUGAGUUCGAGCGAUACGCCGUUGGGAACCGUGGCCCUCCUGCAGGAGAAGCAGAAAGCACAGAAAACACCUUACAUUGUCCUCAGCGGGAGUGGCAAGAGCAUGAAUGUAAACACGAUAACGAAAUGAGACUCGUUGACCCAAGGACCGGACUUUGGCACCGAUGUAGGGGAUGGGGUUUAUUUUAUGGGAGGGGAAUGAAAUGGAGAGAUUUGGUCACUGGCUAGAUUUUGCUGUUUUAUUUACUGUCUGGAGCUUUCCUGCUGUACAUUUAAUAAAAAAACACUUUUCUUUUU